This is a messenger RNA of Trypanosoma rangeli, 489 nucleotides long. RefSeq lists its product as uncharacterized. The annotation marks the transcript as partial. The record is from RefSeq and is a predicted model, not a curated record. Lineage: Eukaryota; Euglenozoa; Kinetoplastea; Trypanosomatida; Trypanosomatidae. The transcript has a single exon.
AUGAUAGCAACUACCCCGUACGAGCAAGGAAAGAUGGCAAAACAGGAAAACAAGGCAAAUAAGCGUUUAAUGACGAAGCGGCAUCAUAUUAUGAUUGGAAGACUUACUUCCGCCGUCGUCUUGCAUUGCGUAUGUCUUCUGUUUUUGACUGUCCCGGGAGGUGCGUUGCCGGGGGUGGAGGAUGGGGGGAUUUGGAACUCCGUCAAGGAAGGAACCACACCAGCUGAGGCAUCUGCUCCUGUUAUGCAAGACGAAAAUCAAAGAGUGAAGUUCAAGGAAUACGAGAUUGGACGUCUCAAGGAGGAAAUUGCCCGUCUACAGAAAAUGACCGAAAAACAUAGACUAGAGACCGAAUCAGAACGGAAGAGCCAGGCGGCGGAGGAGGAGGCGGAAAGGAGUCGCCAGGCAGAGGAGGAGGCGGAAAGGAGUCGCCAGGCAGAGGAAGAGGCGGAAAUGAAGCGCCAGGCGGAGGAGGAGGCGGAAAGGAAG